AGACUGUGAGAGUUUCAGUUCAGCAUCACUGUAUUCAGCUGCUGAAGAGAGAGAGAGAGAAUUUGCAGCAGCAUCUGACCUCAGGUGUUUGUCACAAUGAGUUUUCUGAUCUCACUGUGUGCGUCGCUGCUGCUGUUAUUGAUUAAUGGUUCUACAACUUCCAGCUCUGAUCCAUGCUAUAAUUAUACGAUUCUUGAUGAAUACUGGAGAGACAUACGAGCAAACUAUUACUACUCUUCACGUAAUGACAGUCUUGUUGAAUGGAGAGGCUGGUAUCGGCUGUAUCUGAGAGGACUCAGUGCUCAAAUGUCUGAGUGGUGUGUGAGUACUACACGUUGUGGUGGUGAAACUGGAUUGUCUCUCAAUGGUUCUCAUCCAAGACUUGAGGAUGGAGUGGUGACCCGUGAAGUGGUGGGAACUAAUGCUAUGGUGUGGAUGUGGUCGACUUCCUCUUGUGGCAGCUAUAAAUCCAACUCCAUUCGAGUCAAAACUUGUCCUGGAAAUUAUUACGUCUAUGAACUUGUCAAACCCAACACAUCAAUCCCCAGCCCAAUGUAUUGUGCAGUUGCUUUCCAAAACAUCAGCAGUGAUCCCUGCUACAACUAUAAGUCUCUGGAUCGUCCCUGGAGAGCCAACAAUGAAAGUGGAGGUAGCAUUUGUGAUUAUUCUUUCUCCUGGAAUGGCUGGUACCGGCUUUUAUACCGUGGAAUGAACAUCCAGUUGCCAGAGACCUGUGUUAGUUCAUACAGAUGUAACACACCGAUCCCACUGUGGCUGAACGGUCCUCACCCUCAGAUUGUAGAUGGAGUGGUGAUCAGAGAGGUCUGUGGACAGUACUGGACUCAAUGCUGUGAUUACAAACCAAGACCAAUCAGAGUUAAAGCAUGUCCAGGAAAUUACUAUGUCUAUGAACUUGUGGAGCAAAACUGGUGUGCAGGAUAUUGUACAAAUAUUAGCACCAUUUCACAGCCGAUUUCCACUAUACGUCCAGCUAUAACCACUAGAACCAACAACACUUUGAAUUAUGACCCAUGCAUUAACUACAACACACUCAAUGACAGCUGGAGAAACAUACUCAGUUAUGGUUAUGGAUCCAAUGCUAAUUAUGAUGACACAGAUGCUAAUUGGGAUGGCUGGUAUCGACUCUUUCUUAAUGGAUUGAGUGCUCAGAUGCCUGAAUGGUGUGUGUCUUACUUGGCAUGUGGAGGUUUUAGUUCUCUGUGGCUUGGUGGUUCUCAUCCUCGGCUGGAAGAUGGAGCUGUUACUCGUGACAUUUACGGCUCUUACUAUGACCAGUGCAGUUACUACAGAUCCGACCCAAUACAAGUCAAAGCUUGUCCGGGAAACUAUUAUGUCUACAAAUUUACCAGGCCAGCUCUUUCAAUCCCAUCUCCUACAUAUUGUUCAGUACGUUUCACCACCCCAAGUGUUGACCCUUGCUACAACUAUAACAGUCUGAAUGAGACUUGGAGAGCAACAAACAAUUCUUACAAUAGUAGCAAUAUAAGGUGUGACUACCUCCAGGGCUGGUACAGGCUGUUCUACAACGGUCAGAGUGCCCAGAUGCCAGAAUCAUGUGUAAAUCAAUACAUGUGUGGAACUUACAUCCCAAUGUGGCUCAACGGCUCCCAUCCGCGACUGGAAGAUGGGGUGGUCACCCGUCAGGUCUGUGGCUCCGGGUGGAGUGACUGCUGUACUUACAGAUCUCUCCCUAUACAAGUCAAAGCCUGUCCAGGAAAUUACUAUGUUUAUGAGUUUGUCAGGCCAGUAACCUGUGGAGCUUACUGUGCAGAUAUAUCAAAACUUAGUGCAGCCUCUUCGACAACAGCAGCAACACCAAGAACAGCAACAGCAUCCAUUACUCCAAGAGUCACAGCCACUGGUGUGUGGGAUCACUGUUCUGAACUCAGUUGCUCUGAGGAUGAACACUGUGGAGAAAAAAAUGGUGUUUAUGGCUGUUUAUGUAACGCAAACCAUUCCAGAUGGAAUUCUGAAUCUUUCGAUUUCUCAGAAACCUGUGAAAGCAGCUCUGGCUCCAUGUCUGUGUCUCGCUGUCAGCUCUUUGAGGCUGGUUUUUCAGCUGAUAUCUUACAUCUCAAUGAUCCAAGCUGUAAAGGAACAGUGCGCAAUGGCAGAGUGGAAUUUAAUUUUGACAACAAUGAACACAUCUGUGGUACAAACCUUGUGGCCAAUGGCACCCACUUCAUCUAUGAUAACUUCAUUCUGGGAACACCGAGGACAGAAGGCCUCAUCAGCAGAGAGAAGGUUCUGAAGCUUUCUUUCAGCUGUGCUUACCCCCAAACACAAACUCUUUCCAUGAAUAUGGAAAUCAACCCACUGGAGAGCAUUGUGCACAAGAGCCUUCCAGCGGGUGAAGGCAGAUAUCGUGUUCGGAUGAUUCCAUAUCAGGACGAUGAGUUUACCCGGCCCUUCACUGGAAGUGUGGAUGCGGAGCUCAACCAGGAGAUGCAUGUGGAAGUUCGCGUUGAGGGGGUUGACAGUCGACAAUUUGCCCUGGUGAUAGACACAUGUUGGGCUACACCUGUGAAUGACCCCGAUUACACUCUCCGCUGGGAUCUCAUCGUUCAAGAGUGUCCCAAUCCAAAUGAUGACACAGUGGAGCUGCUGCAGAACGGCGUCUCGACAUCCAGCCGUUUCUCCUUCAGGAUGUUUAUCUUCACUGCAAACUCCACUAAGCUUUACCUGCACUGUUCUAUUCAACUUUGCCUUCUGUCUAGCAAUCACUGUUCAGUGAACUGUAACUCUGGGCAGCACUGGAGAAAGCGCAGGUCUCUGGACUUCCACGACAGUUCUUCAAUAUCCAUGGGUCCUCUGAUGUUGUCAGAAGGAAACACAGAUAAGUGGGUCAAAGACCCAGUGAAGGUAUCCAAGGCUUCUUCUCUGUGUGCUUCUCUGAUGGUGUUGUUUGUCUUUAUGAUGAGUGUCUUGAUCCUCUUUUAAAAAUUUCUUCGAGAAAAUUGGAAGCAUUUAACAUGCAUAUAAUCUAAUGUCAUUAUAAUUAAGGUUGCACUGAUGUCACGCUGGUUGUGGGUUUCUAAAGGUUUCUUUGCUUCAUAGCAGUUAUAACUGUGGUAUUUUAAGUGAAUUGUUGUUUAAUCAGUUUUAUUAAUUGUUGCAUACUACUAUAUUAAUCUUGUUUUACUUGAAAUGAAGUGGAACAAUGGCAAAGCCAAUCAGAUUCAUGCUAAUUAAAGUCAUGCAAAAACA
This is a messenger RNA of Carassius gibelio (silver crucian carp), 3228 nucleotides long. Its product is annotated as pancreatic secretory granule membrane major glycoprotein GP2. The record is from RefSeq and is a predicted model, not a curated record. Bases 97 to 2961 code for a protein of 954 amino acids. The transcript is spliced from 16 exons. Lineage: Eukaryota; Metazoa; Chordata; Actinopteri; Cypriniformes; Cyprinidae.